AACGGGAAAAGAGAAAAAGGCAAAGGAAUCGCCGUCAGUUUGACAACAGCUUUCUGAGACACAGUGGGGAAUUGAGACGGCCCCAAACUGAGAUUCCAUUUUCGUUGUCCUCUCUCUAAACCUCUGUACUCACCUCGUGACAUGACACACCACACCACCCCCGAAAUUCACGAUUUAUCUUUCACCCUAACAAUCAAUCCCAUUAUUAUUGUUUACUCACAAUUAUUCCCGUGGCACCCCGAGACUGUAAUUUGUUUGGGUACAAGGAAGGAUAUAAUUUUGCAUCUUAACAUGACUUCGAUGCGGCCGAGAGUUUGAGAACGCCAUUGUUCCAGGCAUGAUUACAUACGAGCAAGAUCCAGAUGUCCUCCUCUGGGGGCUCCAGCUGUUUGAAGGCGACCCGUAUUUGAAUUGCGGAUAUUCGUGCUCCAUACCACAAAACAAUACGGAUAGCAACUAUCAACUAGAAAAUUAUGUUAAUGCAGACAAUCUUCACGAGGAGCUGUCUCGACUUUCAGUAGUCGAGCCAAAUCCAAUCAAAUCCUACCAGGAGGCUGUUGAAAGCCAACAGUCCCCGUUUUGUCCUCAAGAUUGGUUUUCUCAGUCGUUGGGAAACAACACUUAUGUAAUUGACAAUGCGAAUGAGAACGAGAAUGAAGAAGUAAAUGACUUGGGGGAUGAAAUGUAUCCUGAAGAGGAUUGGUCGUAUUUGCUUGAAUUAAUGGACGAGUAUGCUUUUAAUGGCGAAGUGGGUAAAAAGUUGAACCAGAUGGUUCCAAUUCCAUUCACACCAUUUAGUUUCCGAUUUGUUUUUCGUUUUCCUUCAAACACUGCCUCGUUUAUGCAGCAUAUUCCGAAAAUUAAUGGCGAUAUACCCUCCAUAGAUGACGCAACACUUGAUUAUCAAAGGCUUCGGGACAGUUUCGAGCUCUGUCAGACCAAUUUUAUCGUACACCUGAGCAUCACAAAUUCGUCCGUCAGCAGAUUGUGAAACAGGUUGAAGUUUUCUCUUGUUGCGAUUUUUCGUUUCUACAUAGUUAUAGCUUUGAUUUUGCACGAAAUUGAUUCUUCAUCUUCCAAUAAUUUGGAGUUCUA
This is a messenger RNA of Striga asiatica, 1095 nucleotides long. Lineage: Eukaryota; Viridiplantae; Streptophyta; Magnoliopsida; Lamiales; Orobanchaceae. The record is from the annotation of a GenBank genome assembly.